GCGUGCAUGCUCAUCAGGUCCCUUUAGCAGGAUAAUCUGGGGUUUGGAGUCUGCAGGCCUAAAUGACCUUUAGGAUUUUACCAAGCGCACUUGCCGACACUCCCUCACAUUCUGCUGAGAGUCAUCAAUUAUGCAGGGAAGCUGCUGCUCGCUCUGAGGGGGGAAGAGAGCAGCAACAAUAUGGCGACAACCGCAGUUUCUCCCCGAUCUUUCCCACAUCUGCAGUCCUGCAACGACUCUCCGGAUUCCCUGUAACCCUUACAGAAGCUGCUACUGUGGAUGGUACAAACCUAAUGACCAAGUAGUUGCAGGAUGAAAACAUGGCUGCACCCCUUCUUGCACCGCCAGGACCUGAUAGCUUCAAGAAGUUUACGAGGGAAUCUUUGGUGGUCCUUGAGCAGCGCAUCACAGAGGAGAAGAACAAGAAGCCACCCAAGCAGGACAGCAGCUACCGAGAUGAUGAUGACGAGAACAAGCCCAAACCCAACAGUGACCUGGAGGCCGGGAAGAGCCUGCCCUACAUCUAUGGGGACCCGCCUAAAGGAAUGGUGGCGGUACCCCUGGAUGAUCUGGAUCCGUACUACCUGAAGACUCAGAAAACCUUUAUAGUGCUGAAUAAAGGGAAGACAAUCUUCCGUUUUAGUGCCACACCUGCCUUGUACUUCAUAAGUCCUUUCAAUCCGGUUAGGCGAAUAGCUAUUAAAAUUUUGAUACAUUCUCUUUUCAGCAUGAUCAUUAUGUGUACUAUUUUGACCAACUGUAUAUUCAUGACGUUUAGUGAUCCUCCCGAGUGGUCAAAACAAGUAGAGUACACGUUCACAGGAAUUUAUACAUUUGAGUCUCUUGUAAAAAUCACCGCUCGUGGAUUCUGUAUAGACAACUUUACAUUCCUAAGAGAUCCAUGGAACUGGCUGGAUUUCAUGGUGAUUUCGAUGGCAUAUAUAACAGAGUUUGUGGACCUGGGCAAUGUAUCUGCGCUGAGAACGUUCAGAGUUCUCCGAGCAUUGAAAACUAUCUCUGUCAUUCCAGGCCUGAAGACCAUCGUUGGCGCCCUGAUCCAGUCUGUGAAGAAGCUCUCGGAUGUGAUGAUCCUGACCGUCUUCUGCUUGAGCGUCUUUGCCCUGAUUGGUCUCCAGCUCUUCAUGGGCAACCUGCGCCAAAAGUGUGUGGUGUGGCCAAUCAACCUCAACGAAACGUACCUGAACAACGGCAGCAAGGGCUUUGACUGGAAUGAGUACAUCAACAACGAAACCAAUUUCUACUUCCUGCCUGGCCAACUGGAUGCUCUUCUCUGUGGGAACAGUUCAGACUCUGGCAACUGCCCAGAGGGCUACACAUGCAUGAAAGCUGGGAGGAAUCCAAACUACAACUACACCAGCUUUGACAGUUUUGGCUCCUUCCUGGCACUCUUCCGACUCAUGACACAGGAUUUCUGGGAAAACCUUUACAUGCUGACGCUGAGAGCAGCAGGGAAGACCUACAUGAUCUUCUUUGUCUUGGUGAUCUUUGUGGGCUCGUUCUACUUGGUGAAUCUGAUUCUGGCUGUGGUCGCCAUGGCGUAUGAAGAGCAGAACCAAGCCACCAUGGAAGAGGCUGCUCAAAAGGAGGAAGAGUUCAAGGCUAUGCUGGAGCAGCUGAAGAAGCAGCAAGAAGAGCAGACUGCCCCCCCUGCAACCUCUGCUGGCACUGUGUCAGAAGAUGCAGUAGAGGAUGAUGGAGGAGGGCGUCUGUCUGUCAGCUCCUCUGAGAUGUCAAAGCUCAGCUCAAAGAGUGCCAAAGAGCGCCGCAACCGUAAAAAGAAGUGGCGCCAGAAGGAGCAGGAGAAGGAGAAGGGCGACAGCGAGAAGUUUGUCAAGUCAGAGUCGGAUGACGGCAGCAAGAGGAGCCGCUUCCGUUUCCCUGACAAUCGCCUGGGUCGAAAGUCUUCCAUUAUGAACCAGUCCCUUCUCAGCAUUCCUGGUUCGCCCUUCCUCUCCCGCCACAACAGCAAAAGCAGCAUCUUUAGUUUCAAGGGCCGCAGUAAGGACAUGGGCUCUGAGACGGAAUUUGCUGAUGACGAGCACAGUACGGUGGAGGAGUGCGAGGAGCGGCGCGGCUCCCUCUUCAGCCCCUACCGGCGGAACAGCUACACCGGCUUCCACGGCAAGAGGAACAGCACCGUGGAUUGCAAUGGAGUGGUGUCACUCAUCGGCCCCGGGCCCGGUGGACGCCUUCUGCCUGAGGUGAAAAUAGAUAAGGCAGCUUCUGACGACAGUCCAACUACUGAGGUUGAGGUGAAGAAGAAGCUGUCGGGCUCCCUGAUGGUGUCUGUGGACCAGCUCAAUACCUCCUUUGGGCGGAAAGAGCGGGCCAACAGUGUCAUGAGCGCCAUUACCAACACACUAGCGGAGGAACUGGAGGAGUCUCAGCGCAAGUGUCCACCGUGCUGGUAUAAGUUUUCUAACACAUUCCUGAUUUGGGAAUGCUCCCCUGUAUGGAUUAAGAUCAAGGAGAUUGUAAACCUGAUAGUCAUGGAUCCCUUCGUGGACUUGGCCAUCACUAUCUGUAUCGUCCUCAACACCCUUUUCAUGGCCAUGGAGCACUAUCCUAUGACGUCUGACUUUGAGGACAUGCUAUCUGUAGGAAAUCUGGUGUUCACAGGGAUCUUUGCAGGAGAGAUGCUUUUCAAGCUUGUGGCUAUGGAUCCAUACUACUACUUCCAGGAGGCCUGGAACUGCUUCGAUGGAUUCAUCGUGACUCUGAGUUUAGUGGAGCUGGCUCUGGCUGACGUUGAAGGCCUCUCUGUGCUGCGGUCCUUCCGAUUGCUGAGGGUGUUUAAGCUAGCCAAGUCCUGGCCCACUCUCAACAUGCUGAUCAAGAUCAUUGGUAACUCUGUAGGAGCCUUGGGAAACUUGACUCUGGUGCUGGCCAUCAUCGUUUUCAUCUUCGCCGUGGUGGGCAUGCAGCUGUUUGGAAAGAGCUACAAGGACUGUGUGUGUAAGAUCGCUGCCGACUGUGAGCUUCCCCGCUGGCACAUGAACGACUUCUUCCAUUCGUUUCUCAUCGUCUUCCGGGUGCUGUGUGGUGAGUGGAUUGAGACCAUGUGGGACUGCAUGGAGGUGGCAGGCCAGGCAAUGUGCCUCAUCGUUUUCAUGAUGGUCAUGGUCAUUGGUAACUUGGUGGUGUUGAACUUGUUCCUUGCCUUGCUGCUGAGCUCAUUCAGCGCCGACAACUUGGCUGCAACAGAUGACGACGGUGAACCCAACAAUCUGCAGAUUUCUGUCAUGCGCAUCAAGAAAGGCAUUGCAUGGUUUAAAGCAAAAAUGCGAAUUCUGGUGGCGAGUCUACUGAGGAAACCACCAAUGGAGGAUGAGCAAAAGCCUCUGGAUGACAUGUACGACAAGAAGGUGAACUACAUCGGUAAUCACACGGGGGUGGACAUCAACCGUGACCUGGAUUACGCCAAGAACGGUAAUGGCACCACCAGUGGAAUCGGCAGCAGUGUGGGCAAGUAUAUGAUCGACGAGGACCACAUGUCGUUCAUCCACAACCCCAAUCUGACGGUGUGCGUGCCUAUAGCCGUGGGAGAGUCUGACUUUGAGAACCUCAACACAGAGGACUUCAGCAGUGAGUCAGACAUUGAAAACAGCAAAGAGCUGGACGACACCAGCUCUUCGGAGGGUAGCACCAUCGACAUCAAACCAGACGUAGAGGAGGUGGUGGUGGUGGAGACGGUGGAGGAAUACAUGGAGCCAGAGCCAUGUUGGACAGAUGCCUGUGUGGCCAAGUAUAAAUGCUGUGAUGUGGAUAUCACGCUGGGCUGGGGGAAGAGCUGGUGGUUCCUCAGGAAAACCUGCUACCUGAUAGUGGAACACAACUGGUUUGAGACCCUCAUCAUCUUCAUGAUCCUCCUCAGUAGUGGUGCCUUGGCUUUUGAGGACGUGUACAUUGAGAAGAAGAAGACCAUUCGGAUCAUUUUGGAGUACGCCGACAGGGUUUUCACCUACAUCUUCAUCCUGGAGAUGUUGCUAAAGUGGGUUGCCUAUGGCUUUGUCAAGUAUUUCACCAAUGCUUGGUGUUGGCUGGACUUCUUCAUUGUGGAUGUGUCUAUAGUCAGCCUUGUAGCUAAUGCGCUGGGCUACUCCGAUCUAGGGCCCAUUAAAUCACUCAGGACACUAAGGGCCUUGAGACCCCUCAGAGCCUUGUCACGUUUUGAAGGGAUGAGGGUGGUAGUCAACGCCCUGGUGGGUGCCAUCCCUUCCAUUAUGAAUGUGUUGCUGGUUUGCCUCAUCUUUUGGCUGAUUUUUAGUAUCAUGGGGGUCAACUUGUUUGCGGGGAAGUACUACUACUGUUACAACGAGACGUCAGAGGAGUACUUUCCUGUGGACGUGGUCAACAACAGGACUCAGUGUUUUGCGCUUAUUAACGACAACAACACUGAGGUCAGGUGGAAGAACGUCAAGAUCAACUUUGACAAUGUGGGCGCCGGCUACCUUGCUUUGUUGCAAGUGGCCACAUUCAAAGGAUGGAUGGACAUUAUGUACGCUGCUGUGGAUUCCAGAGGGGUGGAAGACCAGCCUGAUUAUGAGGUCAACAUCUAUAUGUACAUCUACUUUGUUGUCUUUAUCAUAUUUGGGUCCUUCUUCACCCUCAACCUCUUCAUUGGUGUGAUCAUUGACAACUUCAACCAGCAGAAGAAAAAGUUUGGAGGUCAGGACAUCUUCAUGACAGAGGAACAGAAAAAAUACUACAAUGCAAUGAAGAAACUAGGGUCCAAAAAGCCCCAAAAACCCAUUCCGCGACCACAAAACAAGGUCCAGGGCUUGGUGUUUGAUUUUGUGACACAGCAAGUCUUUGACAUCUCCAUCAUGAUACUAAUUUGCCUCAACAUGGUCACCAUGAUGGUGGAAACAGAUGAUCAGUCAGAACAAACAGAAAAUGUUCUCUACUGGGUCAACUUCAUCUUUAUUGUAGUCUUCACCACAGAGUUCCUGCUGAAGCUCUUUGCUCUGCGCCACUAUUACUUCACAAAUGGUUGGAACAUCUUUGAUGUGGUGGUCGUCAUCCUGUCAAUUGUUGGCAUGUUUCUGGCUGACCUCAUUGAGAAGUACUUUGUGUCACCAACCUUGUUCAGGGUGAUCAGGUUGGCUCGUAUCGGCCGUAUCCUUCGUCUCAUCAAAGGAGCGAAGGGGAUCCGAACCUUACUCUUUGCCCUGAUGAUGUCCUUGCCAGCUCUGUUCAAUAUUGGCCUGCUUCUCUUCUUGGUCAUGUUCAUUUUCUCCAUCUUCGGCAUGUCCAACUUCGGCUACGUGAAACACGCAGCAGGCAUUGAUGACUUGUAUAACUUUGAAACUUUUGGAAACAGCAUGAUCAUCCUGUUUAUGAUCACCACAUCAGCUGGCUGGGAUGGUUUAUUACUGCCAAUCCUCAACUACCCGCCGGACUGCGACCCACUUUUGGAAAAUCCUGGUACAUCAGUGAAGGGUGACUGUGGCAACCCCUCAGUAGGAAUCUUCUUUUUUGUCAUGUACAUAAUCAUUUCUUUCCUGAUCGUGGUUAACAUGUACAUUGCCAUCAUCCUGGAGAACUUCAGUGUGGCCACAGAGGAAAGCGCUGAUCCGCUCAGCGAGGAUGACUUUGAGACCUUCUAUGAGAUCUGGGAGAAGUUUGAUCCAACUGCCUCGCAGUUCAUCAGUUUUGCCAAGCUGCCUGACUUUGCUGACGCUUUGGAGCACCCACUUCGUGUGCCAAAGCCCAACACGAUUGAACUAAUUGCCAUGGACAUGCCCAUGGUGAGCGGUGAUCGCAUUCACUGCUUGGACAUCCUGUUUGCCUUUACAAAACGUGUGCUCGGUGACAGUGGUGAGUUGGACAUGCUGAGGACGCAGAUGGAGGAGCGUUUUGUGGCGGCCAAUCCCUCCAAGGUGUCAUACGAACCCAUCACCACCACCCUCCGCCGCAAACAGGAGGACGUCUCUGCCAGAACCAUCCAGAACGCCUACCGUGCUCACCUCAUCAGGCGCGGCAUCAUUUUCAAGCGCCACAUUUUGUCCAGUAAUAAGCUUGAAAACGGUGGGACCAACCAAGACAAGAAGGACAGCACACCUUCCACUGCCUCUCUCCCUUCAUACGACAGCGUGACCAAACCUGACAAAGAGAAGCAGGACAAAAACAAAGAGGAGUGGUCCAAGAAAGAGAAGGACAAAAACCAGAAAGAUGAAUGGGAAUCAAAGUGUUAGGAUCCAGUGACUCAAAAAUCCAAUAAAACACGACAAGAUGAUAUGAGACUCUGAGCCCAGACACCCAACAAAUGUAGAAAUCAUGAAGAUAAAACAACAAAAACACACAAAACAUGUUUACAUACUCAAAUACUGCUGAGGCAAUGUGGUUUCCUACGUCGUCAAAGACAGCUGAACCAAACACAAUCAGUUUACCGUGGAACUCUUGCUGCAUAGCGACAAGUUCGUAGAGAUGGGGAGUAAAAACAAAUAAAUAAAUAAUUAUAAUAAAAACAGAAAAAAAAACAGUAACUCAAAGUGUGCUGGCCAGUGGAACACAUUUCCUAUGGGGACCAACAGAAAUCACUGCUAAAAGUAUUGUGAAGAACCUGCUUCCACCACGAGUGGAAUCCCGCUGCCAAGCUCCACAGCUACGGGACCGGAUCACAUCAAUCCCUAAAGAACUGUAAUACAGUCUAAAUGUGGGUCUGUCAUGUUGAGUUUGCCAUCUCUUCAAGAUGAAAACAAUAAUCAAACAAGAAGGUUUAGAUGUGAGGAGGGAAACCCGACCAUAAACAGAUUAUUUUUGUCCUGUUUGUGCAGAUUAAACUCACAUCUUUACAUUAUUUGAGCAGCAAAAAAAGGGUAAAAUUUAGCUCAUGACACUUAUCUUUUCCUCCUCUCUUUGUAAUACUGACAUUCAAAAAGACAUUUUUCUACACGGGCUGUCAUGCUGAGCAGGUACGGGUCAUUGGUCAGAGUUUUCACUUGGGCUGUAGGGAACUUGCUCUGUCAGAGUUCAAGAUAAAUAAUAAUUUUUGUGCUUGUUAAAUGCAUAGAAAUGACUUGCAUGAAGGCAUGUUUUGAUCAGGAGUCAUGCAUGAGUAAUCAUAGUCCACAAGACACAAAUUCUCAGACCACUGCAGUGGCUUGACUAUAGGUCUGAGGCUGUUCACUAGGAGAAAUGGUUAAAGCAGAUUUUAGAUGAUGGUUUAGAAAACAUCUGGUAAUAAUAAUUACAAGAUCCUACCCUCACUGCCUAAUUAUAUAAAUAUGAGCACUCAGUCGGAUCAGCCAGCAAUGCAACAGAAAAGUGUUAUUUUGCUGCUUUGAAUGUUGAUAGCAUAGAAGAAGCGUGGAGUGUGUGAGUAUUAGAAAUCAGAACAUCCUCACGUUGAGGAUGCUUAGAUUUGGACGGCUGUGUUAGUAGUUCUGAACCAAAUCUGAGGCUUAGAUCUCUUUGUUUACUUACAGCCAUCUAAACAUUAUGUUUCCUACUUGCCUCUGGUCCUGCAAAAAGAGCAGGUGAUGUUUCACGCCAAGGAAUCCACAUCUGGAACCAGUAAGAACUCAACAUGAUCUGUAGGUAUCCCACCUGCUGCAGAAGGG
This is a messenger RNA of Nothobranchius furzeri (turquoise killifish), 7586 nucleotides long. Lineage: Eukaryota; Metazoa; Chordata; Actinopteri; Cyprinodontiformes; Nothobranchiidae. The record is from RefSeq and is a predicted model, not a curated record.